UAAAAUAAAUAAUGGUAGAAUAUUACACGUGUGCACCAACGUAAUACACAAAUUAAGUUGAGCACAACAGAGCACAAAGAAGCAUGGACACCGCAUCGGAUAACGACAGCGAUGAGGGCUCCAUCGGGGGCAACGCUGCAAACGACAUGGGAAUCGAUCUGACCGGGAUCCUCUUUGGGAACAUCGACUCGGAGGGCAAACUGAUGGACGACGAUGAUGACAAGGGCAGCGCAUUUGAUGCCGAAUUGCGCGAAAAUCUAAGCUCCCUCUCCAAAUUGGGACUCGAUUCGCUGUUGAGCGAAGUGAUCGAUCAGAACGAUGGAGGCGUGAACUCGGACGAUGAUGUCGAUGAGAAACCGGCGCCAGAGACUGCCGAUGGUUUGAGCGCUUUUGACGCCUUGAAAGCAGGUCUGAGCAGCAGCGAGACGUCUGAGGAUGGGGCUAUCAAGGCGCAAGAUGAUGCCAUCGACUAUUCGGACAUCAAUGAGCUAUCCGAGGACUGUCCGCGCACGCCCUCGCCUCCAGUAAAGCCAGUAGACGAGGCAACUACCUCGGCAUCCACAUUCGAUGACCUCGAGGAUGCCAUACCAGCCACAAAGGUGGAGGCCAAACCGACCAAGGAUGACAAGGAGCUGAUGCCGCCGCCUAGUGCACCAAUGCGAAGUGCCGGCACAGCGUCCUCGGGCAGCGAAGAAUCACCCACCAAACCAGGCACCAGCGAUGCAUCAAGCGAAUCCAAAUUGAGUGACGCCAAAGCUGAGGCCGAUCGACGUCUAGAUACUCCCCUUGCUGACAUACUACCCUCCAAAUAUCAGAACGUCAAUGUCUGUGAACUGUUUCCCGACUUUCGGCCGCAGAAGGUGCUGCGUUUCUCGCGCCUUUUUGGUCCCGGCAAGCCGAGCAGCCUCCCCCAGAUUUGGCGACAUGUGCGCAAACGUCGCCGCAAGCGUAAUCAGUCACGCGACCAGAGGCUGACCAACACGGGCGGCUCGGACUCGCCCAGCGAUACGGAGGAGCCACGUCGAUAUGGCUUUAAGAUGCACUUUGGGCCGGAACCGACGCCGGCGCAGUGUAUGUCCGACGAUGAGGACAAGCUGCUCAGCGACCUGAACAGCGAGGAUGUGCGCCAGGAGGGCCCCGACAACGGCGAGCCCAAUGAUCAGAAGCCAAAGAUCGCCGACUGGCGCUAUGGACCCGCGCAGAUCUGGUAUGACAUGCUCGAGGUGGCCGACUCGGGCGACGGCUUCAACUAUGGCUUCAAGACGAAGCAGCCGGCAUCAUCCUCGGCCCUGUCCAAGUUCAAUAGCGAUCGCAAGGCAGCGAGUGCUGAUCAUGAGGCAGCGGAUCGGGAUGUCAGCCUGGCAGACGAUGCAUUCUUAAUGGUAUCCCAGCUGCGUUGGGAGGACGAUGUCGUCUGGGAUGGCAACGAUAUCAAGGCAAAGGUGCUGCAGAAACUGAACUCCAAGACAAAUGCAGCCGGCUGGCUGCCAUCGAGCGGAUCCCGCACAGCCGGCGCCUUUGGUCAGCCGGGCAAGACGGCGCUGCCGGUGGGCAGCGGUGGCAACAGUGGCGGCAACAGCGGCAAAACCAACUCUGCCAGUGGCUCAACCAAAAAAGCACUCCAGAGUGCGGCGCAGAAUAAACAAGUGGAGGUUUUCGACGAUACGUGGUACAGUCUGUUUCCUGUGGAGAACGAGGAGCUCAUCUACCACAAGUGGGAGGACGAGGUGAUCUGGGAUGCCCAACAAAUGAAUCGUGUGCCCAAGCCGAAGGUCUUGACUCUGGAUCCCAAUGAUGAGAACAUUAUACUCGGCAUACCCGAUGACAUUGAUCCAUCCAAGAUUAACAAGAACACCGGACCGCCGCCCAAGAUUAAGAUACCACAUCCUCAUGUGAAGAAGUCAAAGAUUCUGCUGGGCAAGGCGGGCGUUAUUAAUGUGCUGGCCGAGGACACGCCACCACCACCGCCCAAAAGCCCUGAUCGCGAUCCCUUCAACAUAUCCAAUGACUCCUACUACACACCCAAAACGGAGCCGACGCUGCGCCUUAAAGUGGGCGGUGGCAAUCUUAUUCAGCACUCGACGCCGGUUGUGGAGUUGCGUGCUCCGUUUGUGCCCACGCACAUGGGUCCGAUGAAACUUCGCUCCUUCCACCGGCCGCCGCUCAAGAAGUUCUCUCACGGACCGCUAGCGCAGACGAUAUCGCAUCCGGUGCAUCCGCUGCUCAAGCUGAUUGCCAAGAAGGCCAAACAGCGCGAAGUUGAGCGCAUUGCGUCCGGUGGCGGUGACGUGUUCUUUAUGCGCAAUCCCGAGGAUCUAAGCGGCAAGGAUGGUGACAUAGUACUGACCGAGUUUUGCGAAGAGCAUCCACCGCUGAUGAGCCAGGUGGGCAUGUGCUCGAAAAUUAAGAACUACUACAAGCGCAAGGCCGAAAAGGAUAGCGGUCCGCAGGACUAUGUGUACGGUGAGGUGGCCUUCGCUCACACCAGUCCAUUUCUGGGCAUACUACAUCAGGGACAGUGCAUACAGGCGCUGGAGAACAACAUGUACCGAGCACCCAUCUAUCCCCAUAAGAUGGCGCCCAACGAUUUCCUGAUCAUACGGACGCGCAACAGCUAUUGGAUACGUGUGGUGAACGCCAUCUUCACCGUUGGACAGGAGUGUCCACUGUAUGAGGUGCCCGGACCCAACUCGAAGCGGGCCAACAACUUUACCCGUGACUUUUUACAGGUGUUCAUCUAUCGACUGUUCUGGAAGAGUCGCGACAAUCCACGUCGCAUACGCAUGGACGAUGUGAAGCGCGCCUUUCCGGCGCACUCGGAGAGCAGCAUACGCAAGCGUCUGAAGCAAUGCGCCGAUUUCAAGCGCACGGGUAUGGAUUCAAAUUGGUGGGUGAUCAAGCCAGAGUUUCGACUGCCCUCCGAGGAGGAGAUACGAGCCAUGGUGUCGCCGGAACAGUGCUGCGCCUACUUCAGCAUGAUUGCCGCCGAGCAGCGCCUGAAGGAUGCUGGUUAUGGUGAGAAGUCGCUGUUUGCGCCGCAAGAGGACGAUGACGAGGAGGCCCAGCUGCUCGACGAUGAGGUCAAGGUGGCGCCCUGGAACACCACGCGUGCCUACAUUCAGGCCAUGCGUGGCAAGUGCCUGCUGCAGCUCAGCGGCCCAGCCGAUCCGACGGGCUGUGGCGAAGGCUUCUCCUAUGUGCGCGUGCCCAACAAGCCAACGCAAUCGAAAGAGGUGCAGGAAUCGCAGCCGAAGCGCUCGGUAACCGGCACCGAUGCCGAUUUGCGACGCCUGCCGCUGCAGCGGGCCAAGGAGCUGCUGCGCAAAUUCAAAGUGCCCGAGGAGGAGAUCAAGAAGCUGACACGCUGGGAAGUCAUCGAUGUGGUGCGCACUUUGUCCACGGAGAAGGCCAAGGCCGGCGAGGAGGGCAUGGACAAAUUUUCGCGAGGCAAUCGCUUCUCCAUCGCCGAGCAUCAGGAACGCUACAAGGAGGAGUGUCAGCGCAUAUUCGAUCUACAGAAUCGAGUGCUCGCCAGCUCCGAAGUGCUGUCCACGGACGAUGACGAGUCCUCUGCUUCCGAGGAGUCUGAUCUGGAGGAACUGGGUAAGAAUCUUGAGAAUAUGCUGGCCAACAAGAAAACAUCCACACAGUUGUCGCUGGAGCGCGAGGAGCAGGAGCGUCAGGAGCUGCUGCGCCAGCUUGAAGAGCAAGGCGAUGGGGCCAGCAAGGCGUCCAAGGCGAAAGAGGAUGCCACACAGCAACCGUUGAACAACAGCAAUCAGGGACGCAUCCUGCGCAUAACGCGCACCUUCAAGGGCACCGACGGUAAGGAGUUUACGCGCGUGGAGACGGUGCGCCGCCAGGCGGUCAUCGAUGCAUACACCAAGAUACGCACCACCAAGGACGAGCAGUUCAUCAAACAGUUCGCGACGCUCGACGAGCAGCAGAAGGAGGAGAUGAAGCGCGAGAAGCGGCGCAUUCAGGAGCAGCUGCGUCGCAUCAAGCGCAAUCAGGAGCGCGAACGUCUCGCUCAGCUCGCGCAGAAUCAGAAACUCCAACCGGGCGGCAUGCCCACCUCUCUGGGCGAUCCCAAGAGCUCAGGCGGGCAUGCGCACAAGGAGCGCGAUAACAGUCACAAGGAAGUGAGUCCGUCACGUAAAAAGUUCAAGCUGAAACCGGAUCUGAAGUUGAAGUGUGGCGCCUGCGGCCAGGUUGGUCACAUGCGAACGAAUAAGGCGUGUCCAUUGUAUACGGGCAUGCAGAGCAGUCUGUCGCAGUCGAAUCCCUCGUUGGCCGACGAUCUGGACGAGCACAGCGAGAAAGAGACAAACAUGGACGACGACGAUUUGGCCAACGUGGAUGGCAUCAAGGUGACGCUAAGCAGCAAAGUGCUCAAGCGACACGGCCAAUCCCAAGACGAGGCCAAGCGGCGGGGCGGCCUCACGCUCAAGGUGCCCAAGGAUGCCAUGGGCAAGAAGAAGCGGCGCAUGGCCAAUGAUGUGCACUGCGACUAUUUGCAGCGCCACAACAAGACGGCCAAUCGGCGUCGCACCGAUCCGGUUGUGGUGCUCUCCUCCAUACUGGAGCACAUACUAAACGAGCUGCGCUCCAUGCCGGACGUUACACCAUUUCUGGUGCCGGUCAGUUCGAAACGCGUGCCGGAUUAUUAUCGAGUGAUCGAGAAGCCCAUGGAUCUGCAGACGAUGCGCGAGUAUAUUCGUCAGCGACGCUACACCAGCCGCGAACUGUUCCUUGAGGAUCUCAAACUGAUCGAGAACAACUCGGCGAUCUACAAUGGACCACAGCACACCUUCACCGUGGCCGCGCGUGGCAUGUUCAACAGCUGCUUUGAGCUGUUGUCGGAACGCGAGGAUAAACUAAUGCGGCUGGAGAAGGCCAUCAAUCCGCUGCUGGAUGAUGACGAUCAGGUCGCACUCUCCUUCAUUUUCGAAAGGUUGCACAAUCAGAUCCGAUUACUGCCAGAGAGCUGGCCAUUCCACAAGCCCGUUAACAAGAAGGCGAUCAAGGACUACUACACAGUCAUCAAGAAGCCCAUGGAUUUGGAAACUAUUUUCAAGAAUAUUGAAAAUCAUGUCUACCACAGUCGCGCCGAAUAUCUGGCGGAUAUCGAUCUGAUUGCCUCCAACUGCGAGCAGUACAAUGGCAGCGAGGCCCAAUACACCAAGAAUGCCAAGAAGAUAGUGGAGCAUGCGCAUUCAGAGCUGCAGAAGGUGGCCGAUCACUGCUCGCAGCUGGAAGAGAACAUAAAGAAGACACAGGAGCAGGCCAGGGCAAAUGCACCCGAAUUCGAAGAGGCCUGGGGCAAUGAUGAGACCGAUUUGUCUCGCAGUCGCGCCAGUUCGCCUAGCGAUGAUUACAUUGAUGUGGAGGGCCACGGCGGACUGGGACUUGUGCCCGCCAAUUCCAUACACCGCAGCAUGGGCGCCGAUAAUAAUCUCUCACACACAAUGACCUCGUUGCGCAAGCCAUCGACACCAUCGGGUAGCGAGGUGAAACGAGGACGCGGUCGUCCACGCAAGCAACGCGAUCCCGUGGAGGAGGUCAAAAACUCGAACCCGAUUAAACGUGGUCGGGGUCGUCCCCGGAAGGACAGUCUUGCCUCAAAUAUGAGUCAGACACAAGCUUACUUUCUGGACGAAGAUCUGCAAUGCUCCACGGACGACGAUGAAGAUGAUGAGGAGGACUUCCAGGAAGUGUCUGAAGAUGAGAACAAUGCGGCCAAUAUUUUGGAUCAAGGCGAGCGCAUCAAUGCGCCCAGCGAUACCAUGGACUACAUUGAUCCCAAGAACAUCAAGACGGAGAUUGACAUCGAGACGGAACAGAUGGCAGAGGAGCAAAGCGGCGAGGAUGACAGCCAGCAAGCGGCUGAAGCUAUGGUGCAGUUGAGUGGCGUUGGCUACUACGCUCAACAGCAGCAAGAUGAGUCCAUGGAUGUUGAUCCCAAUUAUGAUCCGUCCGAUUUUCUGGCCAUGCACAAGCCGCGCCAAAGCUAUGCAGAGAACUACAAUGCACCGGGCGCCUUCUCUGAUUUCAUGUCGCAGUAUCAGGACGACAAUGGGCAAUACAAUCCGCCCGAAGCCAGCACCAGCGCCGCAGCGGCUAACAUGGCUGCACAGGAUGAGGAACUGGCCACGACGGGCAACGACAAUGGAAUGGGCAUUGAUGAGGAUCUGGACAUAUCGGAGAGCGACGAAGAGGAUGAUGGCGGCGUGCGCAUUAAGAAGGAAGUCUUUGAUGAUACCGAACUUACUGACCAUCAUCAUAAUCAGCAGCAGCAGCAGCAUCAGCAACAGCAGCAGCAGCAAUCGCAAAUAUAUCAAUUGGAUGCAUCCAAUGAGCCAGUGCAGCCGGUCGACUAUCAGCCGCAGCAAGCAGAUUUUCAGCCCACCCAGGAGCUGGAGCAACUGCACUCCCAGCCACCGCAGCUCAUCCAACAGCAGGCGGAGCAACCGCCUCAGCAAGCGGAAAAUGAUUACGACUGGCUAACUUUUUAGACUUUAGCGUUCGUAUUGAUUUAAUAAUCAUUGCUUGCAACAACAUAUUCUUCUCUUUUAGUCAUAAGUCUAUAAAGUGAAAAAGUGAAAUUAUUCAUUUGCAACUGGACUGUCCACGACAAUUCAAUGUAAUAAUAUUUUUAUAUUUAAGCCAGGCUUUAACAUUUAUAAUUCCCUACUUAAUAAAUGAGUGUUCAAUUUGAACAUUCUGCUGUUUUAAUUCAA
Drosophila grimshawi is the source of this 6740-nucleotide messenger RNA. RefSeq names its product transcription initiation factor TFIID subunit 1 (gene Taf1). The record is from RefSeq and is a predicted model, not a curated record. Gene Ontology annotation, molecular function: TBP-class protein binding; RNA polymerase II general transcription initiation factor binding; RNA polymerase II general transcription initiation factor activity. Gene Ontology annotation, biological process: RNA polymerase II preinitiation complex assembly; transcription by RNA polymerase II; DNA-templated transcription initiation. Gene Ontology annotation, cellular component: transcription factor TFIID complex. The transcript is spliced from 15 exons. NCBI's taxonomy places the organism in Eukaryota, Metazoa, Arthropoda, Insecta, Diptera, Drosophilidae. The coding region runs from base 84 to 6515 and encodes 2143 amino acids.